Messenger RNA from Cotesia congregata, 1356 nucleotides. The record is from the annotation of a GenBank genome assembly. NCBI's taxonomy places the organism in Eukaryota, Metazoa, Arthropoda, Insecta, Hymenoptera, Braconidae.
AUGCCACGUGUAAGAAGACAAGUGAUCCUGGAAGAUCCUUCCAGGCCGGUUACACCUGACAUGGCACAAACUAAAUUGAUAAAAUCAGAAUUUAUCGAUGGCAAUUCUUUGGACGAACUUCAACCACAAAAAAUAGCAGAGGAAACUCCUAGUCCUCAUUUACAAGACCAUCAGUAUGGACAGACUCCUUGCUAUCAAGUCACAAGAAGACCUACACAGCCUUUACCUCGACCUGAACAAAUGUCAGUGCAAGCUGUAAAAAGAAGAUUAAAUUUGGAAGUAGCAUCAACUGCAUCCAGUCAAUCAGCUUUCAAAGCUCCUCGAGUUAAAAGACGGAGAUCAGGAUCUAAUUCAUUCUCAAAUCAUACCCCCUCAAAAAGUAAAAAUUUGGAAAGAACAAGAUAUGACACGUCGUUAAGUUUACUAACUAAAAAAUUUAUAAAUUUAGUGGAGAAUAGUAAUGACGGCGUAGUAGAUUUAAAUGUCGCAUCCGAAAAAUUAGGAGUACAAAAACGAAGAAUAUACGAUAUUACAAAUGUAUUAGAAGGUAUAGGUAUAUUGGAGAAAAAAAGUAAAAAUAAUAUUCAAUGGAAAGGUGGGCAGUUGCCGGGUGAGAGAAAUAAUAUUCUUGAACUGAGGCAAGAAGUGACUGAUUUAGAAGCUAAGGAAAAUGCUUUAGAUCGUUUAAUCCUCGGUGCUGAAGAAAGUUUAAGAGAACUGUGUGCUGAUAGACGAUACGCUUACGUUACUUAUCACGACUUACGCUCAGUGCCGGCAUAUCGCGAUCAAGCAAUAAUGGCAGUAAAAGCACCACCGGAAGCUACACUACACGUACCACAACCCACAAGUAAUUGUGGGCAACCCAAACUACAAAUUCACAUGAGGUCGUCACAUGGUGAAAUCGAAGUAUUCUUAUGUCCUGAUGAUUCCACAGUGAAAAAUCAAACCACAACGACAUCAUCACAAUUACAACAAUCUGCAUCAGUUUUAUCCAAGUCUAAAAAUCCAUCUCAAUUACCAUCUGAACUUUUGGUUACCCAAGAACAACAAACACACCGGAUAGAACCUCGAAUGAAAAUUAAAACAGAGUAUCCGUGUGCAAUAAAACGUGAAAUUGAAACGAUUUCAGCAGCAUCGGGUAUGAGAGAUGCUAUGUUGGGUGAGACUGAUGAUUUUGAACCCAUGGGUGGUGGAAAAUAUCAACUACAAACGGAAGAUCAAAUGUCGUCAGAUAUGAGUAUUCUUGAUUUCGGAGAAUCGCUUAUGUCGUUGGAGCCGCCACUUUCCGAAAACGAUUAUUCAUUUUCAUUAGCUUCUGGCGAAGGUCUGUCCGAUCUCUUCGACUUUCCUUUUUAG